GUCCGAGGUCCGAUCUAUACAGCCCGCUUCAUUGCGGGUGAAUUGCGUGUUAUUCAUUUCUACUCCUUCCAUAGUUCUUCUACUAUGGCUGCCAACUACUGGGCCUCGACCCAGCGUCGUCACUGGCUUUUCACUCGGGAGAAAUUGGCCGAAGUUCGGGAAAGACUUCGAGAACGAGAUAAGCAACUCAUCAAACUCGGCAAGCGCAUGUCCACCCGCCAACAGGCCAUUGCUACCGCCCAGGUAUAUCUGAAACGGUUCUACACCAAGAAUGAGAUUCGCCAGACCAAUCCUUAUUUGGUUCUCACCACGGCAUUCUACCUGGCUUGUAAAAUGGAAGAAUGCCCUCAGCACAUCCGUUUUGUAGUGGGCGAGGCCCGUGGUUUAUAUCCUGAAUUCAUCACACCAGAUGUAGCCAAGCUGGGUGAAUGCGAAUUCGCCUUGAUCUCCGAGAUGAGCUCCCAGCUCAUCGUACAUCAUCCAUAUCGGACCUUGUCGGAGCUACAAAGCGAGUUACCCCUCAGCUCGGACGAGGUCGCCCUAGCGUGGUCUGUUAUCAACGACCACUACCUAACAGACCUACCCCUACUCCACCCGCCACAUAUCAUUGCGAUCAUGGCCAUCAUUGUCGCCGUGGUCUUUAAGCCUUCUCACUCAGGUAACUUUGGCAACUCGGCACAGUCGGCGUUGGCUGGAGCGAUGAGAGACGGUGGAGGCCUGGGCAUGCUAGCCGCAUUGUCCGAUAGACCUGGCUCUGGCCCCCCUCGCAUCCAAAAGCUCGUACAGUGGCUGGCAGAGAGCGAAAUUGACAUCAAGGCCGUCAUCGAAUGCACCCAGGAGCUUCUUUCCUUAUAUGAAGUGUGGGAGCAGUACAGUGAGAAACACUGCAAGGAACUGAUUGGACGCAUGGUGAAGAGCAAGAACUUGGAUAAGUGAUGUCUGUGUGGACAUGAUAUAUACCUUCCCGGGGCGACAUUUGGUUUGCUGACAGUGGUUACUACGAUGUGCAUGAUUUUUUUCUAUAAAUGGCGUUGGUUUUGGAUUAUGAGCUUUUUAAUUCUAGCGACUUUGGCAUCGAACACGGUU
Penicillium brasilianum is the source of this 1086-nucleotide messenger RNA. The record is from the annotation of a GenBank genome assembly. NCBI's taxonomy places the organism in Eukaryota, Fungi, Ascomycota, Eurotiomycetes, Eurotiales, Aspergillaceae.